Phytophthora nicotianae INRA-310 is the source of this 660-nucleotide messenger RNA. RefSeq lists its product as hypothetical. The transcript has a single exon. Gene Ontology annotation, molecular function: dynein complex binding. Lineage: Eukaryota; Oomycota; Peronosporomycetes; Peronosporales; Peronosporaceae. The coding region runs from base 27 to 572 and encodes 181 amino acids. Gene Ontology annotation, biological process: mitotic spindle organization. Gene Ontology annotation, cellular component: dynactin complex. The record is from RefSeq and is a predicted model, not a curated record.
AGAUUUGAAAGCAUACUUUAGCCGACAUGACGCAACAGGUCCAGGUGGCGCGGACUGCUGCCGUGUGCGUGGAGGCACAGCUCCAGGGCGGUAUUACUGUUGGUGAGCGCUGCGCCGUGCACCCUGGCGCAUCUCUUCGCUCAACAGGCGGGCCUAUUGUCCUGGGCGAGCGCUGCUUUGUGGAGGAUGGCGCUGUGCUGGCCAACGACACGCCUGAAGACAUGAAGAUCGGCAGUGAUAAUCUGUUCGAGGGCGGCUGUGAGGUGCGAAGCCGAAGCGUGGGUAGCGGCAAUUGGUUCGAGGCCAAGGCGCGGGCAUUGGAGGGCUCUGUGAUUGGCAACAACUGCCUCAUCGGUAGUGGCGUCGUGGUAGCUGCUGGCGAGCGUGUGCCGGACAACUCGAUCCUCGUCGCAGUGCAGACGCCGCAGGGUGACACACGCCGCGUCGUAAGAGAACAGAAGGAUUAUCUCGUCAAGACACACUCGGCUCUCAUUCAGAAGUACGUCGAUAUUUUCCCAAGAGGGUCCAAGAGCCCCUACGCCCUUGAAAAACAUCACGAACUGCGGCAAUAAUUUGGAGAUUAAUAUACAAGAGAAUAGAGAAAAUAGUGGGUGGUGUACAUGUCAAGUUGGUCGUUUAUUUAACAUCAUGGCGGUUGGA